Molecule: messenger RNA, 3392 nt
Organism: Punica granatum (pomegranate)
Lineage: Eukaryota; Viridiplantae; Streptophyta; Magnoliopsida; Myrtales; Lythraceae
Source: RefSeq, a predicted model, not a curated record
ACGUUUCUAGGUUUUGAUUAGCUCAGCUCGAGCCAUUCGCAGCAAAAAGUAUUGUUUUUUUUCCGCUGUGGGGUUGGGAAGCAUUAAUAUUGUAGCCGCCAUAUCCGGUGCUCCCCCCUUCCCGCGGUCGGUCAACUGAAAAAGGAUGUCUUUCUCAAACCCUAUUAUAUACACAUUCAAUGGACAUCAUAUUAUUGUUUCUCUCCCUCUCUGGGUAUUAGGUAGAACAGUGAAUCAUAGCCAUUGGUUUACUGGGUUUGAGCUCUAGUCAGAAGAGGGCUAGAGUGGAGGACAAGUAACUAAUCUCUGACCAGAAACAGUUAAGGGUUGGGUGGUGGGGUUGGCAGGGAAGUGAAUUGAAUUGGGGACAGCGACAAUGGCUGGUCCAACUGAAGACUACCAAGAUAUUCUUGUAAGUAACGAUAUAAAGCAUCAAGAAGAAGAUACCACUGGAAAGAACAAAAGUUUGGAGAAGUUGGCGGGAGUGGGAGGAGAGGAGAGCCAGAGUGCUGCUGCAGAGAGAGAUAUGGCUCCUCCGGCUGGGAGUUCGAUCCACCGGUCGGGUUCAAGGCCGCAAUUGGACCUCAGUAAGGCUGAAAUUCAGGGGAAUUUUGAGGAGAGGGAUCCCACGAUUCUUUUGCCCAAUCAGUCUGAUGACAUCUCUCACUUGGCUCUGGACAUUGGAGGUUCUCUGAUCAAGCUGGUCUACUUUUCGAGACAUGAGGAUCAGUGGAAUGACGAUAAGAGGAAAAAAACUGUGAAGCAGAGAUUGGGGAUUUCCAAUGGCAAUAGGAGAAGCUACCCUGUUCUUGGUGGAAGACUGCAUUUUGUUAAAUUCGAGACCCAUAAAAUAAAUGAGUGCCUAGACUUUAUUUAUUCGAAACAACUCCAUCAUGGCGGUAUGGACUCUCUUAAUUGGGGUUCCGGAUCCCCAUCCAGAGACAAUGCUGUGAUAAAGGCCACAGGUGGUGGAGCGUACAAAUUUACAGAUCUCUUUAGAGAGAGGCUUGGUGUUAGUCUUGACAAGGAAGAUGAAAUGGACUGUCUUGUAGCUGGAGCAAAUUUCCUACUUAAGGCAAUUCGUCAUGAAGCCUUUACUCACAUGGAAGGUCAGAAAGAAUUUGUGCAAAUCGAUCCCAAUGAUUUGUUUCCUUAUCUCCUCGUAAAUAUAGGAUCUGGUGUUAGCAUGAUUAAGGUUGAUGGUGAUGGCAAGUUUGAGCGGGUUAGUGGUACUAAUGUGGGCGGUGGCACGUAUUGGGGUUUAGGAAGGCUAUUAACAAAGUGCAAAAGUUUCGACGAGUUGCUAGAACUGAGCCAAAGGGGAGACAAUAGGACUAUUGACAUGCUUGUUGGGGACAUUUAUGGUGGUAUGGACUACUCCAAGAUUGGUUUAUCUGCGUCCACCAUUGCUUCUAGUUUUGGCAAGACGAUAUCUGAAAACAAAGAGCUUAAGGACUACAGACCUGAAGACAUUUCCUUAUCUCUCUUGCGAAUGAUUUCUUAUAAUAUAGGACAGAUAUCUUAUCUGAAUGCCCUUCGGUUUGGGCUUAAGAGAAUCUUCUUUGGAGGUUUCUUCAUAAGGGGCCAUGCUUAUACAAUGGACACAAUAUCCUUUGCAGUGCAAUUUUGGUCAAAAGGUGAGGCACAAGCAAUGUUCUUGAGACAUGAAGGGUUUCUGGGAGCUUUAGGUGCGUUUAUGAGCUACGAGAAGCACGGUCUUGAUGACUUGAUGGUUCAUCAGUUAGUUGAAAGAUUCCCAAUGGGUGCACCCUAUUCUGGAGGAAAGAUUCACGGCCCUCCACUUGCGGAUCUGAAUGCAAAGAUUUCUUGGAUGGAGAAGUUUGUCCGAAAGGGAAAUGAGAUCACCGCGCCAGUUCCUAUGGCUAAACCGGGAACCACUGGACUGGGAGGCUUUGAGGUUCCUUCAUCGAAGGGAGGGAUUCUGCGGUCUGAUGCCAGUGCUCUGAACGUGGGUGUUCUUCAUCUCGUGCCAAAUCUGGAGGUGUUCCCAUUGUUGGCAGAUCCAAAAAUGUAUGAACCUAAUACAGUUGACUUGUCAGAUCAUGGUGAACUUGAGUAUUGGUUCACUGUGCUACUGGAGCAUUUGCCUGACCUUGUUGAUAAGGCAGUGGCAAGUGAAGGCGGAACUGAUGAUGCUAAAAGGAGAGGCGAUGCAUUUGCUCGUGCAUUUUCAGCCCAUUUGGCAAGGUUGAUGGAGGAGCCAGCUGCAUAUGGAAAGUUGGGGCUCGCCAACCUCUUGGAACUGAGGGAAGAAUGUUUGAGGGAAUUCCAAUUUGUUGACGCCUACAGAAGCAUAAAACAGAGGGAAAAUGAGGCAUCUCUUGCUGUUCUACCUGAUCUACUGAUGGAGCUCGAUAAUAUGAGUGAGGAGACAAGGUUGCUUACUCUAAUUGAAGGCGUUCUUGCGGCAAAUAUAUUUGACUGGGGAUCCCGUGCUUGUGUGGAUCUCUACCACAAAGGCACAAUCAUUGAAAUCUACAGAAUGAGUCGAAAUAAGAUGCAGAGACCAUGGCGGGUGGAUGAUUUCGAUGCUUUCAAGGAGAGGAUGCUGGGAUCUGGGGGAAAGAAGCCUCGCCCACAUAAGAGGGCUUUACUCUUUGUGGACAACUCAGGUGCUGACAUAGUUCUGGGCAUGCUUCCCCUUGCAAGAGAGCUCCUCCGACGUGGAACUGAGGUUGUUUUGGUUGCGAACUCCCUUCCCGCUCUGAAUGACAUAACUGCUAUGGAGCUUCCUGAUAUCGUUGCUGAGGCUGCCAAGCACUGCAAUAUUCUUCGUGGAGCAGCGGAAGCGGGAGGUCUCAUCGUGGAUGCAAUGACCAACUCGCUGGACGGUUCAAAAGAGAGCUCUCCUUCCGUCCCUUUAAUGGUGGUCGAGAAUGGGUGUGGCAGUCCUUGUAUCGACUUGAGGCAGGUCAGUUCUGAGCUAGCAGCCGCUGCUAAGGAUGCAGACUUGAUCAUAUUGGAAGGAAUGGGUCGAGCUCUACACACAAACUUCAAUGCUCGAUUUAAGGGCGAUGCUUUGAAGCUCGCGAUGGUGAAGAAUCAGAGACUGGCUGAAAAGCUCAUCAAAGGCAAGAUAUACGAUUGUGUCUGCAGAUACGAGCCUGCCAGUACCAGUUGAGCCACAUAUUGCUCCCAUUUUAUCCGGCUUCAGCCACUUUGCCAGUUAACUCUCUCUGGGUUCGGUCUGUAUGUAGAAUUGAAUCCCCGAGUUUCGCUUAGAGAUAGUAGGGGGUCAAUAUAGUAGGGUCUACUCAUGAGCUGAGGAACAGUUCAUAUCAAUUCUUCUCGUUGUAUCUAAUAGUUACAGAUACCAUGUUUCUGUUUUUCUUAAUUAUAUCGAAAAGCAAAAAGAGUGCAUGCAUAUGAUA